AUGCCUGCUCCCAACCUCCAUAACGCCCUCCUACGUCCCCCUCUCAUCCAGAUCCUACGUGCAGCGGGCUUCCACGCGACCUGUCCUUCGGUCCUUGACACAGUAACCGACCUCGCAGCACGGUAUUUGUUACUUCUCGCUUCCUCCACCGCUGCCCAUGCAGCGAACGCACAUCCCGACGACCCAGUUCCGGUGCUAGAAGACUUCUAUCAGGCAUUGCAAGACGCAGGCGCCUUGCGUCCUCAGUUAAGGGGCUGGGAGGAGGAUUGGGCUGGCGAAGAGGAUCUACGGGGAUUAGACGGCUUUCUCAGCUGGUUCACUGGCCCCGCGCAUCGGGAGAUUCGCCGUAUUGCCGGAUUCAUACCUAGCGAAGGCGACAUGAUGGACCCAGACGCACUCGAGAAGGAAGACUACCUGACAUCAUUGAAGAAGAAGCAUAGCAAGACGGGCGAGGAGUCGCGAUACGCUGGUACUGUUCUUGGGAAGAGUGCGGAUGAGCAUCCUAUCGUCAUCGAGGGUGGAGCGCCUAGUAUCCAGGAAUGGGGGAUGCAGACACGAUCUCGAGGAGCAUAUUCGCCUACGAGUGAUUCGUCGGCUGUUAGUAGCGCGCCUAGCAACUUAUCCGAUCCCGAAGCGAUGGAGGUAUGA
Molecule: messenger RNA, 648 nt
Organism: Monascus purpureus
Lineage: Eukaryota; Fungi; Ascomycota; Eurotiomycetes; Eurotiales; Aspergillaceae
Source: the annotation of a GenBank genome assembly